Cajanus cajan (pigeon pea) is the source of this 1887-nucleotide messenger RNA. Its product is annotated as protein OCTOPUS-like. Lineage: Eukaryota; Viridiplantae; Streptophyta; Magnoliopsida; Fabales; Fabaceae. The record is from RefSeq and is a predicted model, not a curated record.
ACUGAGUGGUUUUCAUUCACUUAACGCGCUACCUAACCUAUCAUGAUCCCAAUACUACACUCUCACUCAUGACUUCCAAAACGCACCGUUUCACUACCUGUCACCGUCACCCUUCCACACCUGUCACCGGUUUCUGUGCCUCCUGCCUCCGCGAGCGCCUCGCCAGCAUCGACUCAUCCUCCAACUCGCCGGAGCUCCGCCGCGCCAAGUCUUUCUCCGCUCGCACCGCCUGCGCUCCCUCCUCCGCCGCCCCGGAGCCCCGCCGCAGGUCCUGCGAGGUCCCACUGCCGCCGCCGCGUGGCUCGCUGUCGGACCUCUUCCACCGCGACGACAAGAGCAAGAGCCCUCCGAAUCGGAGCGCCUCGGUCCGUUCUGGCACCGCCGGCGUCGGAGUCGGAGAGGACGACCGCGGCGACGCGGUUAGGGUUUCCGGCGAUGACGCCGGAGAGGAGAAGACGAUGAAGGAGUUCAUAGAUCUCGAAUUGCGGAGCAAGAAGAACACAGGCAGAGAUUUUAGCUACAUCGCGGCGAGUUUUCGCGACGCGGCUUCCGUAUUCAGCAAGCGAUUGAUGAAAUGGCGACGGAAACACAAUCCGAAGAGUAACAGCAGCAACGACGACGGCACUGGCGCCGUCGUCGGCGUUGGUUCGGCGAGCGUCGAGGUCGAGAAGCUAGGGUUUAGGACAAUGCGGGAGACGCAAUCGGAGGUUGGAGAAUACGGCUCCGCUUUGGGUAGAAGAUCGUGCGACACUGAUCCGAGGUUGUCCUUGGAUGGUUCGCGGUUUUCGUUCGAAGCUCCUCGAGCUUCUUGGGAUAGUUACUUGAUAGGGAAAGGGUACCCUAGGGUUUCCCCAAUGGUUCGCGUUGGUGAUAGGGUUUUGGUUGAGGAAGAAGAAGAAGAAGCGGGUUUGGAGAAUGGUGAAGAAUGUUGUCCUGGUGGUUCAGCUCAAACGAAACAUUACUAUUCGGAUUGGCAUAGGAGGAGGAGGAGUUUCGAUAGAUCGAAUUCUCGACGGAAGUCGAUAAUGGCGGAUGUUGAUGAAUUGAGAGUGAUAUCUAAUGCUAAGGUUUCUCCCGCCACCACUGAGUUGUUCUAUGGGGCGAAGCUGUUGAUCACUGAGAAUGAUUUGAAGGAUGCGAAUUUGAAGGCGUUGGAUAAUGUUCAAUCUGAUACUGUAAUGGGGUCUGCUUCCACGGUUGAUGGUCGUGAUGUUGCAAUUGGGGAUGAUCAAAAGGGAUUGAACAAGUUUCACAAGUGGGGUAGGUUGUGGAGUAAGUUGGGGUUAGUGCAGAGGAGAAGAGAAGAUAGGUUGGGAGAAGGAGAGUUAGGUGGUGGUGAUGUGGUUAACAAGCCCAUUGCAGAGUCUUGGCAGAAGCUGAGGAGGGUGGUUAAUGGACAAGCGAGUGAGUCUGUUAGCCAGAAGCUCAUUCGUAGCUAUAGUGUUAGUUGUAGAGAUCCUUGUAGAAUGGGGGGUUUAGUCUACGGCAUUGGGGGUUCUGAGGCUAAAGGCCAUGUUUUGAAUGGAAGACAGAAGUUUAUGCUUCAAAGGAACCGGAGUGUUAGGUAUUCACCGAGUAAUGUUGACAAUGGCUUGUUAAGGUUCUAUUUGACACCGUUGAGAAGCUAUAGGCGAAGCAGGUCUGCAAAGAGUAGCUUAAAGAAUUCAAAUCCAACAGCCAGAAGUUUCUUUUCAGGCUGUAACUAAUGGAAGUGUAUCUGGGUGUAAAAACAUAUAUAAUGAAAUUGUUUCUUUCCUUGAGAUAAAGUAUUUCACACUGUUAGAUUGCAUAUUUGCAUCGCAUUGGAAAGAUAUAACUGUUGAAAUCGGUCUGGUUACAGUUGUUCUCACGAUGUUGGUAGCAGAAUAAAGCAUUCAUACCAUGAUA